GUGAGCGAGGUAAGAUGGCAUCAAGCUGGGGAGACGCUCUGUCGGAGCAAGCCGACCUGAUCGCUUCUCGUCUCCGUCAGCUCAUGUCCUCUUCACUGCGCUUUCUUCACCAUGAGUACGGGAUAGAUUUAGGUAUUAAACCGGAGCUCUAUCCCAGCUGGGUGAUUGUGUGCACGGCUCUGAUCGGGCUUGUUAUAGCGGUGGUGCUGCUGUGGGUCGCGGCCUGUGGCGGAGCUCGGAGAAGAAAACGUCCAGUAGCUAAGAGUGAGAGGAACGUUCAGAUUAAUGUCAGUGUAACCGACGCUGUCAAGACCCCGCCGAUCAAAGCCACUAAAGCUGAAGAACCGAAAAAGAAAAACAGAAAGAAAGCAACUGACAAGCAGAAGACCCAGUCGAAUGGUGCCACUGUUCCUGAGCCUCAACAAGAAAUCCAGAAAGUUGUUAAAGAGUCUCCUAAACAAGAGCCUUCUAAACAACAACCUCCUAAACAAGAGCCUCCUAAACAAGAACCUCCUAAACAAGAGCCUCCUAAACAACAACCUCCACCUGUGGCUGCAGCAGCACCUCCUCAACCUCCUGCAGAUACUAAAGCUGAGAAAAUCAAGAAAAGCAAGAAGAAACCAAAACCAGAGGUAAAGCAAACUCAAGGUGUUUCCUCCACAGAUGGAAAGGAGCUUGAUGAAGGUGCAUGGGAGACAAAAAUCAGUAACCGAGAAAAGCGUCAGCAGCGCAAGAAAGAGAAGGGUCCUGGAGAUGAGUCAGGAAGCCCUGGAGGUGGUCGAAUUGUCAGCCAGCAGGCGGAGCAGCCCUCAGUUCCAGCUGCAGUAAGCACCAAGAAGAACAAAAAUAACAAAGUAGAGUCAGCUGCUUUGAAGGCUCCAAAGGCUCAGAAGGGUGAUGGCAUCAUAACACCAGCACCAUCCAGUUGGAAUGCUGUAAACUCUGUGAGUGCGGGAGGCUGGAAUGAAGUGUCAGCGAAGCCUGCAUCCCAUGUGAAUGCUUUAAACAGUGAGAAAUGGUCUGGAAAUAAGAACUCCGAGCCCUUGGCUUGGGCUCAACAAUCAGAGAGGUCAUGGCCCAGCAGAAAUAAGACUGAACCUAACACAGUGAACCUCUCUAGGCAAGGAUUAAAACAAUCAGCUGGUGAUCCAGUGACACAGUCUGCUGCUGUGUCCAAUGUCUCCACGAAAGUGGAAAGUUUCCCUGCUGAUGAGUGGUCUGCAUUCAAUGGACUGGGAGCAGAACAUACAGGAUCGGACUGGAAUGCUCCAACUGAGUGGUGGGGAAACUAUGAAGAACCCAAGGUAGAGAAAGCUGCUGCCCAAGAGACGCCAGUUUCCCAGCUUCCAGGCGAUUCUGAGGAUGAUAAGGAAAAAGGAGAUACUUCUGAAAGUGGCAAAGCCAAAAGAAGGAAGAAAAAGAAGAAGAAGCAAGAGGAUGAAAAUGCUGCCCCACAGGUAACUGCAGGGGGUUCAAGUGCACCAGCAGAUAGUGGAGUCACUAAGCCCCGUCCACCUGUUCCAGUUCCAGAGGCUCUGACCAAACAGAAUGUCACCCCGCAUUUAAACCAGAAGAAGUCUGAUCAGAAUUUGGAACAACCGAAGCCAGUUCAAAAGAAAAAAGCCAGGAGAGAAACAUGAAUCACCAGUAAAUCUUAUGCAAAUGAUUGUGAAAAUGUUUAUGCAAUAAUUUCAGAGUACAGAUUUUUAUACUGAAUACUUUUGCUGUACUAAAAAAAUUCCAAAAAAGCAUCAAACUUGAGUUGGGCCAACUCGGUUAAAAAAAACACACAAAAACUAACAAUAAAAAAACCAGCAGACAAGAAUGAUCCGAGGAUCAGAGAGCGACACAGAAAAAUCUUGUAUACGAUCCAUCAUUUCUGGCCUCUUACACACUUGUGGGAGUGUGGUUUAAGAUGACAUUUUGUCCAGCUGUAACUUUGCCAUUGUUAAUCUGCAUUUUAAUAGUUUGUUCAUGUCAUUUGGGAAAUUGUAGAAUUUUGUUACUUUUUUAUAAAUUUGUUUUGAAUCCUCUGACGUGUGGCAUUUUUGUACUGCUGAGUUGCAUUCUGCAGAAUUGCAGUGUAGCAGUUAGUGUUCAUGCCACCGAGAGGCACUGCGAGUCAGUGCGUUCUGAUGAAGUACUUUAAAGUCAUUAGUGGGCGCAGUAGGAGGUUGGUACAUUGCUGUAUUUUGUGGUCUGCCGUGGAACAAACAGGAGAAUACAAGUAAAUACAGAGAAGUUUUUAACACUAAGAAUAUUCUCAGUGCUUUUUCUGUGAUUAUAUAUUCUCCAUAUAGAAAUCGAUGUACAUGACUUGAGAUGACUGCUUUAUUUUACCUUAUCAACUGUCUGCAGUAGAAAAAGCCACGCCAUAUGUACAGAAUUAAUAAGGGCUUUUUUCUAGAAUUCUUUAAAUGCACUGUGCUAAAGGUUGUAAUGGUUUCUGUUUUCAUUCUUUUUCUAAUCUUUAAAUGUGAAUGUUUGUUUAAUUUAGUUUUGAUAUUGAAAUGGUUAAGUCAGAGUGAUUUUUAAUGGAGAGAGAUGUAAAACGCUAUGUGCAGCUUUACCUCCUUGUGACUAAAAUAGUAUCAGUAUCAGGAAUCUUUUGCCUUAAUCUGUUCUUCGUUGUGUAUGCAUCUUUUUUCGGUGAAGGUUGUGGAACUAUCAUUUCAGGUUUUAAUUGAUGUCAAAGCUGCACUUGCUGUUGCACGAAUUUUGUCUAACUGUUUAUAACAAUAAUGAACAAACAUUCAGAUUCUUUAUUCACUUAUACAAAUACUACUCUCAACCUAAAGGCUUUAAUAGAUGAGUAACAUAUUGCUGUGGCCGACUGCAGCUUUUGCUAGAUCGAAAAUGGUGGAAUACUUUUUUUAGUCUCUUUCUAUCUAUGUGGCGCUGAGCCUUUAGAAUUUAAUUUAAAUGUGUCCAUAUAUAAAUUUACUUUUUUUUUUUUUUUGUAAAUUACAGUAGAUCUUGCAUACCUGAGGUACUCUGGUUUAAAACCAGACACCUGCCUUAGAUGUCCAUUAGACGGGGUGGUCAAACCAGUGUAUUUAUACUUGUCAAGUUUCUGGAUCUAAGAAUGAUCUGUUUACUGAAGUCAAUGCAAUAUUUCUAUGUUGAUUUGUUAAAAUUAAAUAAAACAAUUGAUCAUUGUUA
Molecule: messenger RNA, 3162 nt
Organism: Trichomycterus rosablanca
Lineage: Eukaryota; Metazoa; Chordata; Actinopteri; Siluriformes; Trichomycteridae
Gene: mtdha
Product: metadherin a
Exons: 12
Coding region: 15-1640 (541 amino acids)
Biological process (GO): positive regulation of angiogenesis; regulation of transcription by RNA polymerase II; negative regulation of apoptotic process
Cellular component (GO): nucleus
Molecular function (GO): transcription coregulator activity
Source: RefSeq, a predicted model, not a curated record